Drosophila ficusphila is the source of this 2353-nucleotide messenger RNA. It is a transcript of the gene slow, whose product is annotated as protein HEG homolog 1. The coding region runs from base 484 to 2022 and encodes 512 amino acids. The transcript has 5 exons. Gene Ontology annotation, cellular component: cell surface; extracellular region. NCBI's taxonomy places the organism in Eukaryota, Metazoa, Arthropoda, Insecta, Diptera, Drosophilidae. Gene Ontology annotation, molecular function: calcium ion binding; signaling receptor binding. The record is from RefSeq and is a predicted model, not a curated record. Gene Ontology annotation, biological process: anatomical structure development.
UUCUAAGCGAUCGGUUUGCUUUUGUGUUAGCUCCGCCGCGCCAGCUGAAAUUAAAAAAUUGUAUCUCGAAAAUCGCAGCGAGUUUGUUCGUUUUUUUUCGACUGGCAUACGGAAGCGGCUAACGCAGAAUCCGGGAAAAAAGCAGACGAGGAACAGUGCUCCUUCGUUAAUUUUAUAAAUAAAUAUUUAAGAGCCACAUUCACGAUCUUGAAUAUAAUUUAUUUUACAAAAAAGCCAAAUGCCGCGUAUCUGCUUAAUGUCAGCGCGAAAACUCAAUUCAAUUUAUUGUUUGUGAUUGCCAAUUUGACAUAAUUGUGUUUUGAUUUAUUUGUGUGCCAGAGGAGGCAUCUUCAAAUAAGGCAAAUAUAAUCUGGCCACGAUUAUCUCCGAUUUUCUUCUACCGCAUUGAACUCGCGGGUCAGUUGGAAUUUGCUUGCCGAGUUGCCAUCGGGCGAAUUGAGAUAGCGGGACAUCACCGUCGAGAUGCCAGAAGUGACUUACCCCACCUUCUUCCUGCUGCUCUGCUGCACAAUCCUGCUGCUGGGAGCAGCGGCGUCAGGUGCACAGAGUGGCGGACUCAACGCCACUAGUCCGCACCAGAACCGAACCCAUCGAGGACAUGGUCACGGCCAUCGAACGCGUCAUCAGGGUAACUACUUGCCCACAAAUCUCAGGCAGCAGCGGAGACUACAGUCGCUAAAUCAGGCAAAAUCGGAUGUGGAGCUGCUGCCCGGGGUCACCAUGCAGGAGGUCACCCGAUUACGGCGGGUUCAGCCACAUAAUCCCUAUAAUAGAGUGCAGACACGACGCCUCCACCAGUCGCGAACCCCCUCCGAAUGGGACUAUAAUACUUAUAAUAUCCUCACCAACACGUUCGGUCCUCCUCCACCGCCGAUGCCGUCGUCAUCGAGAGCCGGAAAGGGCGAGGACAACACCCAGGAUGUGGAGUUCAUCGGGGUGAGGGAGCGGGGCAGGGGCUACUCCUUCGUGCCUUCGGUCAGCACCACCGCACCACCGCCGAAUCUGAAUAGGAGAUCUGCGAGUCCCGGCUUUGGCAGCAGCCUGGGCACCAUUCCUCCACUGGUUCCAGCCAGAAGGGGCUACGACUAUUCAACGACAACUCCCGUGCCAGCGAACAGCUUCACCACCGAGAAUCCCUUCGAGACGAACCUGAUUGGCAGGGGCUACCCCACGGAUCCCAAGGAAAUGGAAAGGCGGCACAUUUGCGUGCAGCAGCGAACGGUGACGAUGCCCGUGAAGCGGACGGAGGUCUACACCCGCCCCACCUGGAAGCACGUUCCCACCCCCUGUCAGCCGCCCACCUUCAACGGCCAGGUGUGCACCAAGGUUCAGGUGGUCCACGAGCAGGCCUAUAGGGACGUCAUCGAUCACAAGACCGCCCAGCAGAUGACCUACGACUGCUGCGCGGGUUGGAGCCGAGAAAAUUCGAAGGCGGAUGCGUGCAUGAAACCUAUUUGCUCCACGCGCUGUCAAAAUGGAGGUAAUUGUACGGCUCCGAAUACCUGCAGUUGUCCAUCUGGUUACACAGGACGUCACUGCGAACAGGAUGUGAACGAAUGCCACACGGAGAAGCCCUGUGAUCAGCAGUGCGUUAAUACUCCGGGAUCCUACUUCUGCCGCUGUCGCCAGGGAUUCGUCCUGCAACCGGAUCAGCAGAGCUGCAAGAAGGUGUCCUCCCACGCAGACGACGCCUUCGAGGCUCGAGAUCUGGAGAACGACAUCGACGACACGGAUGCCGAGGUGGUCACGCGGCUCCAGAAGAUCGAAAGGUCCUUGGCCAACGAGCGGAUUCACACCAACGAGCUGCAAAAGUCACUUCAGGCUACUUACAGUGUGGUGGACACACUCAAGAGUCGGCUGAGCACGCUGGAAAAACAGACUCAGGAUGUCAGUCGACUGCAGACGAAUCUGUACAAAACAGAAUCGCGGACCAACAAGCUGGAGGGGAUGCUCAAUCUCCUGCUGAAGUGCCGGAACGGUCCCAAUGCCAACUGCCCCUAAACAGAACUGCAUUUCCCUACGCUAUUAUUAAAUGUUAGUUAACUUAAUUGACCACUCUGUUCACGUGUAGCUGCUCCUGCUUGUAAGCCAUUCCCGAAUGCGAGUCGAGUGUCUCCGUAGUCUCUAGAACCAGCCCUCGGAUCGGGCUAUUAGUACUUAAGCGAACGUGUCAUAAAUGUAUCGAGAUCUGAAGUUAUAGCCAUAAGCGCACCACCGCACUAUGCACCGCCCAAAGUGGGUGGUGCACCGAUUAAUUUCUGCAUGUAUCUGUAUAUAAUUUUAAUGUAUAUGAGAAAUCACUGCACAAAUAAAUGCAUUUUCUGAUUCAAAA